CCCCCCACCCCCGCCCGCGUCCAGCCCCGCUCUCCCCACCUUGUAAAACAAAGCCGGGGAAAAUGCUUGCCCGUGCAGCUCGGAGCGCGCAGCCCGUCUCUGAAUAAGAAUGGCGGCACCUGACUUGCUGGAUCCUAAAUCUGCUGCUCAGAACUCCAAACCAAGGCUCUCAUUUUCUACGAAACCCACAGUGCUUGCGUCCCGGGUGGAGAGUGACACGGCCAUUAAUGUUAUGAAAUGGAAGACGGUCUCCACGAUUUUCCUGGUGGUCGUGCUCUAUCUGAUCAUCGGAGCCACUGUGUUCAAAGCCUUGGAGCAGCCUCAUGAGAUUUCACAGAGGACCACCAUUGUGAUCCAGAAGCAGACAUUCAUAUCCCAACACGCCUGUGUCAACUCGACUGAGCUGGACGAACUCAUCCAGCAAAUAGUGGCAGCAAUAAAUGCAGGGAUUAUACCUUUAGGAAACACCUCCAAUCAAAUCAGUCACUGGGAUUUGGCAAGUUCGUUCUUCUUUGCUGGCACUGUUAUUACAACCAUAGGAUUUGGAAACAUCUCACCACGCACAGAAGGUGGAAAAAUAUUCUGUAUUAUCUAUGCCUUGCUGGGAAUUCCUCUCUUUGGUUUUCUUUUGGCUGGAGUUGGAGAUCAACUGGGGACCAUAUUUGGAAAAGGAAUUGCCAAAGUUGAAGAUACAUUUAUUAAAUGGAACGUUAGUCAGACCAAGAUUCGCAUCAUCUCCACGAUCAUCUUUAUCCUGUUUGGCUGCGUGCUCUUUGUGGCUCUGCCUGCGGUCAUAUUCAAGCACAUAGAGGGCUGGAGUGCCCUGGAUGCCAUCUAUUUUGUGGUCAUCACUCUCACAACCAUUGGAUUUGGCGACUACGUUGCAGGUGGGUCAGAUAUUGAGUACCUGGACUUCUAUAAGCCUGUCGUGUGGUUUUGGAUCCUUGUAGGCCUCGCUUACUUUGCUGCUGUCCUGAGCAUGAUUGGAGACUGGCUCCGGGUUAUAUCUAAAAAGACAAAGGAAGAGGUGGGAGAGUUCAGAGCACAUGCUGCUGAAUGGACGGCCAAUGUAACGGCUGAAUUCAAAGAAACCCGGAGGCGGCUGAGCGUGGAGAUCUAUGACAAGUUCCAGCGUGCCACGUCCAUUAAACGGAAGCUCUCUGCAGAGCUAGCUGGGAAUCACAACCAGGAGCUGACGCCUUGUAGGAGGACCCUGUCGGUCAACCACCUGACCAGCGAGAGGGAUGUCUUGCCUCCCUUACUGAAGACUGAGAGCAUCUAUCUCAAUGGGUUGACGCCACACUGUGCUGGGGAAGAGAUCGCUGUCAUUGAGAACAUUAAAUAGCCCUCUCUCUGAAGAGCCUUAGGCAUAGCCAUAGGUGAGGACUUCUUAUAUGCUCUAUAUGACUGUUGCUGGUAGCAUUUUAAAAAAUUGUGCAUGAGCUCCUAAGGGGGGAAAUGUAGAUUCACCCAUCAUGGUCAUCUGCCAUCAAGAGAAUUUGGAAUUCUGAGCCAGCACUGUCUCUGAUGAUGCCCGUUGCACACUCCACUUUUCUGGGAUGAGUGGA
Ochotona curzoniae (black-lipped pika) is the source of this 1568-nucleotide messenger RNA. RefSeq names its product potassium two pore domain channel subfamily K member 2 (gene KCNK2). Gene Ontology annotation, cellular component: membrane. Lineage: Eukaryota; Metazoa; Chordata; Mammalia; Lagomorpha; Ochotonidae. The transcript has 7 exons. Gene Ontology annotation, molecular function: outward rectifier potassium channel activity; potassium ion leak channel activity. The coding region runs from base 110 to 1345 and encodes 411 amino acids. The record is from RefSeq and is a predicted model, not a curated record. Gene Ontology annotation, biological process: potassium ion transmembrane transport; stabilization of membrane potential.